AUGGAAGAAGAGAGCUACAGGGAAAAAUAUAAGGCUUUAAAAAGUAAAUUUAAAGCUGCACAAGUGGUAAUGGUCAAUGAAGGAUCACUUAAAACUGUCUUCCCAGUUAGAAAUUGCGAUGAAAGCUGUUAAUUGUUUAUUAAGAGAGAAAAGGUAAGCCUUAUUAAGAUUCCUUACAGAAAAGCUGAACAUUGUGACAAAAAAAGCUGAUAAGCCAGUUAAAAGAGCUAAAAUUGAAGAAGCUCAGCCACCUGAAGAACAAAAUAAUGAUUUAUAA
Blepharisma stoltei is the source of this 277-nucleotide messenger RNA. The record is from the annotation of a GenBank genome assembly. Lineage: Eukaryota; Ciliophora; Heterotrichea; Heterotrichida; Blepharismidae.